Molecule: messenger RNA, 1152 nt
Organism: Cavenderia fasciculata
Lineage: Eukaryota; Evosea; Eumycetozoa; Acytosteliales; Cavenderiaceae
Exons: 5
Coding region: 1-1152 (383 amino acids)
Biological process (GO): SNARE complex assembly
Cellular component (GO): lytic vacuole; endosome
Molecular function (GO): SNARE binding
Source: RefSeq, a predicted model, not a curated record
AUGAACUUCUUCUUUAACUGUACAUCUUGUAAUUGUAAAUUUAACUUUCAAGAGUCAUAUUGUAAAUAUUGUUUAACGAGGUAUGUCUGCAUAGUAGAUAGAUAUAAAAGAAAUGAAAAGAUAUCAAAUAUAGAAGCAAAGCGAUUUCAUAUUGAUCAAUUGAAACAAAGAAUUGAAUCUAUGAAAAAUAAUAUAGAAAAUGAAAAUAAAUUAUUAGAUGUAAAGAAGAAAUAUUUGGUUACAAGAAGAAAUAUAUUAAAAAAGAACAAACAAUCAUUUGAAGAAAAUGAUACAACUGAAGUUGACAAGUUACCAAAUACAAUUGAACAACUGAAAUUAGAUUUAAACGACAAAAUCCUCCAACAAAAGUAUCCAAAAGAUGUGGUAGCGGCAACAUUGGGAUACACUGUAAAAUUAAUUGAAAUGAUAUCUAUUAUAUUGGGAGUAGUAUUACCUCAUAGAAUGAAAUUUAUAGGAUCUAAAUCUGUUAUUCAAAAUGUAGAUACUCCUACACAUAGGAUUAAACCUGCUGGUGGUGGUGGUAUUGGUGGUUCGUUGGGAUCAAUGUCAUCAACGUCGACGACAUCAGCUACUAAUUUAUUAUUGGUUUCUGGUGGAAAUACAGGUUCACAAUCAUUACCUUCUUCUGUUGGUAGUGGUGGUAUACCCAAUACCACAUCCUCUACAACUACAGUCUCCACCAUUAAACAAGAUAAACAAUUGGAAAAGAAGCAAGAUAAACAAGAGAAAUCACAACAACAGGAUAAACAACAACCAUUUUUACCUUUAUACUUUAACAAUAAGGUAAAAUCUAAAGAUUAUCAAAAAGCAUUGUAUUUGCUUGGUGAGAAUAUUGCCUAUCUCAGAUUUCAACAGGGAUUAUUGACCCCCAAAGAAUCACAUUCCUACUUUCUUCAAAAUAUAAUGGAAUUGAUCAAUUCAAGUAACCUUGGCAAGAAUGGACCAUUUACCUAUGAGAAAGGACUAGACUCUGCACAUUCACCAACAUCAUCGUCUAUGAUCUAUACCAACAUUAUUGAUGACGAAGAAUCAAAAGAAGACUGGGAAAUCAUUAAUUUCCUUCCACCACCUCCCAACAAUACAGAAGAUAUUGAACAUAUGGAAAGAAUAUUAAAUGAUAUUGUUGAAUAA